UGAAACGGAUGUGUUGGUAGACCACAGACUCCCAUGUCCCCAGCACUGCUUGCCUGUUCCUUAUCAAUGAACUCAUAAAUUGCCUUAUUGAUUAACCUAUCUGCUUUUGGUAUGCUUCAUUCUUGUCUCUGAAGGCCGUUUCCCACGCUGGUCCGAAGGGGCUGUGCUAAUGGAGCGAGAAGGUGGAGCCAAGUGGUAGUAAGAGUAACCUGAGAAGGUCUGUAGAUAACCCGAUUUAGGUGAUACCGAUCCUGUGGAUGGAUUAAUCAGGCUGGUUCUGCCCUGUGCUGCAAGUAGCUUCCAACAUUCACCCAGAACUCCAUAACAGGAACAUGGAGCUGACGGAGGCCAACCGUGAUCACUCAGGAGUGCGCAAUUUGGCCUUCCAGGGGGAUGAAUACGUUAAUAUUGAGAGUGAUCUGCAUGAAAACAAACGUGCCCCUGUAGAUGAUGAGCAACCACGCUUGAAAGGGCAUUUAGAAAAAAAAUACGAUGAAGUCUGUGAAUUUUGCAAGAAACAUAAAACCAGAAUUCAUUAUGUGGUCUAUGGAAUUUUAAUAACAGCAUACUUGGCAGUAGUUAUUGCAGCCUGCAGUUUGAAUUUUCAGAGAGCUUUGCCACUUUUUGUCUUCACUGUCCUAGCCAUCUUCUUCAUCUGCUGGGAUAUUUUAAUAGCUAAAUAUGAAGACAGAAUUGCUGCAUUCUUUUCCCCUGGAGAUCAAUAUCUGAGAAAACAAUGGUUUUGGCUGAAAUGGGUGUUGUGUGCAACUCUUAUUAUUAUGAUCAUUUGCUGGCUCAUUUUUGACACAGCAAAACGAGGAUCCCGUCAGCUAAUCUCCUUUGGUGGGCUUGUGAUGUAUGUUCUCCUGAUGCUUAUCUUUUCCAAAUAUCCAACCAGAGUUGCUUGGAGACCAGUAUUUUCAGGAAUAGGAAUGCAGUUUCUUCUUGGGAUUCUUAUUCUGAGGACCAAAGUGGGUUUUGAUGUAUUUAACUGGCUAGGCAUCCAGAUCCAGACUUUUCUGGAGUACUCUGAUACAGGUGCCAAGUUUGUGUUUGGUGACAAGUACACAGAUCAUUUCUUUGCUUUUAAGGUACUGCCAAUUGUGGUCUUCUUCAGUACGGUUAUGUCUAUGCUUUACCACAUUGGAUUCAUGCAGUGGCUUAUUGGAAAGGUUGGUUGGAUAAUGCACUUCUUCAUGGGGACAACUCCUGUUGAGUCUCUGGUAGCUGCGGGUAACAUAUUUGUGGGACAGACAGAGUCUCCUCUCCUGGUACGGCCCUACUUACCAUAUAUCACCCAAUCUGAACUUCAUGCAGUCAUGACAGCAGGAUUCUCAACUAUUGCUGGAAGUGUCUUAGGAGCAUAUAUUUCUUUUGGGGUUUCCUCCUCCCAUCUACUGACUGCUUCCGUCAUGUCAGCACCAGCAUCACUAGCUGUCUCCAAAUUAUUCUGGCCUGAAAUUGAAAAGCCUCUGGUAACUCUGAGAAGUGGCAUACAAAUGGCAAAAAGUGAAUCAAAGAAUCUGCUGCAAGCAGCCAGUCAGGGUGCCUCUACCUCCAUCGGGCUGGUAGCAAACAUCGCCGUGAAUGUGAUCUCCUUCCUUGCCCUGCUGAGCUUCCUUGAUUCAGCCCUUUCUUGGGUGGGCAACUUGUUUGACUAUCCACAGCUGACCUUUGAGAACGUUUGUGCUUAUGUCUUCAUGCCAUUCUCUUUCAUGAUGGGAGUAGACUGGGAAGAUAGUUUUAUUGUUGGUGGACUACUAGGUUACAAAACUUUCUUCAAUGAAUUUUUGGCUUAUGAACGCCUUUCAAAGCUGAUUCAAAACCGAGAAAAGGGUGGAAGCAUGUACAUUAAUGGUGUGAAACAGUAUAUGACAGUUCGCUCUGAAGUCAUCGCCACCUAUGCUCUCUGUGGGUUUGCCAACUUCGGCUCCCUGGGACUGGUAAUAGGAGGCCUGACAAGCAUUGCUCCCUCAAAAAAGAAGGAAAUAGCCGACAGUGCUUUGAGAGCAAUGAUUGCAGGAACUGUGGCCUGUUUCAUGACAGCCUGUGUCGCAGGAAUGCUGACUGUCCCUAGUCUGGAAGCUCCUUGCCACAUUUUAUUCAAAAAUGCUUCCAACUUCACAGAUUUCCCUCGCAACAGCACAGAACUAGUUGAAUGCUGCCAGCAUCUCUUCACCAGAUAUAACUCUAAGCUGCAUCCAGUACUAAUACAGACAUUCUUCAUUCCCUUAAUGAGAACUGUAGGUUUGGAGUUCAUGGGUAACAGGCUAGCUGGGUCACUGCUAAAUCAAACUCACCUCAUAUCCUUUUGUAGUGUGGCCUCUCUUUCACAUGGCAGCCUUUUCAGACAGCUGCUUGUUGGUGCAUAGUAAGAGCUGAAAAAACCUACAAAAGUCUCAGAUUACUUCCUUUGCAUUGUAAAAAAGAUAUGUGGACUAAUAAAUACAUUAGGAUGUGUUAUUAUCCAUUAUUCAGUUCUACAAUUAGUGAACAUCUGGCACAGGAAAGAUGAGAUGCCUAUUUACUUACCAUCUCUAUUAAUGUUGAUUUCCAGCAGGCAACAGCAAGCACACCUGUUUAAGGGAGGCAAAUGUGAAACAAAAAUAAUUUAACUAAUAUUAAGAGAGAUUUAAAUUUUAUCUUUAAAGAUUGUGUAUUACAUACCUUUCCUCAAAGUGUCGUUUAUAUGAGAUUUCUUUAUAGACUUGAAACAAGACUAACAAGAAUUGUGAAAGGUCAGUUUAUUUCAAGCUUACAGAAUAACAAGGUCAAGAGUUCUAGCAGGAGAGUAUAGCCAGACAAAAAUAAUUUUGUUUUGUCUAGCUGAUAUCAUCCAGUAGAGCUGAAUCAUGCUGAUUUUCAAAUGUAGUUAGAAAAAACAAAACAAAACAAACAAAACAAAGCCAGCCUCUUCUGUAAAUUGAAGUUAUGGAAGUCUGAUAAUGUUUGUUUGAUAUCUUCUGGCUGUUGAUUUUUUCUAUGCCGUUGGCCUCCAAAUUUAACACCUUUCCCUUUUAAUGUCCAGGCUAGAGAUUUGAAAGAAACAUAUGGACAUGUCAUCUUUGCAAAUCACCAGUAUUUUAUAAAGAAAUGAAAUGUUGAACAAAAUUAGAAGGAAUAGAUUAUUUGUUAAGAACAGCAGUUACAACCUCCAUAGAUUCACAUCUAAGACUGCAAAUAAAACAAGUGGCACAGAUGAAAAUGCCAAUUAGUUAACAUUAGUUAGACUUAGUUACUAAAAGCAAUGCUACCUUUGCAUACCAAAUAGUAUAUUUGUCAAGAACAUUGAACUUUUGACCCAUGUAUGUCAAAUUAACCCAGAAUGUUUUUCAAAAAGGAAUGGGCAGAGAAGGAAAUAAAAAGAAAUUCUCAUUAGAGAUUACUGAUACGAGGAAGAAAAAAGAAAGACAUGUAAAGGAACAUGAUUUAAAUGCAAAUAAAAUCAUGAAAUCAUCUUUGUUCUGUAUCAUAUGAUAUAGAGGGAUUACAAUAUAACUGGGUAGAUAAGUUGGCUGUAAAAGUUCAUCAUGAGAUGCGAACGUGUCCAAGAGUUGGGCUGAUGAAGAUCAUCACAACAAUGGACAGGUGGAUUGAGCUGCCAGGAUUAAAAUGUCUCAGGAGGAUCUGGACUGGCAACAUAAGGGUGAAUUAUUUCUGACUUGGUAUAUAUUUAUAUAAAUGUGUGUCUAUAUAGUUGGAAGGUAUAGGAUCCUGGCAUGAUGUAAACGGCAUAGAAUACAGAGUGGAUAAUGUCCUAGUUCCAGCUACAACAGAGUUAAUUUUUGCUAUAGCCAUGGGAGAGUGAAACCCUGCUGGCAUGGCUAAAAGGCUGUUCUACACCACCUUACAUCACUGCUGGGUAUGGGGCUAGGGUCUCUCUGGUUUCUGGGAAGAAGGGCGUGGUUUCCAGUUGAACAAAUAAAGCAAAUGGAGGGAAGCAGAUGUUUCAUUGUCUCAGACUUUGUGAGCAUUUAAUAUGUAAAUCUUCCUCUCUUCGUACACUUUUUUCCAUUAAUAUUGUUGCUUAUUUUCUUGUCUCAUUGCUCUCUACAGUAAAUUGUUCUAAUCUCAACACACGAUCUCUGCCUUUUGUGCAUUCUGUUGGGGUAUAGGGAGGGGAAGUGAGUGUCAGCAUGGUUUUAGGACAAUUACUAAACUGAAGAAUACCAUUCCUAAACCAGAACAGUCUUAUUGUCAAGUGUACCUAGCCCCAUGUUAAGGAUCACACCACAGAAGACGAUCCUGAUGCCAUAUAAAGUUUUAUUUGCACUGAAAAAUCAUGUGAUUACAUUCUGACCAUAAGCUGAGUUAUUUGUCCUCUUUCUUGAUGGGCCCACUAUCCUGGCCUGGGCCCCCAGGACCGCAGCAGAAAACUCUCCACUGUAAACAGCACCAGCCACAAUCCAGCAGAGAUCACACGAUGAUCUGCAGGAUUCAGGUGAGAUAUUAACGCUUUCAGUGCACAGAUAAGACCUGCAGAACUUACAUCCUCUCUUGAGUGAGAGAAAAGUGACACAGUUAAGACACACAGGAACAAAAUGCAGACAUCAAGGUCAAUGAAGUAGAAGGUCCCAGAUGGAAGGCACUGGUAGAGAUGCUUCACUCUUGGGCUGAAAUCCUCUUUUAAGACUAUGGAGAAGAUACGAUUGAUACAUCAGACUCUUUUUCCCUAUAAGUCAUGAAAUGCAUUUGCGGGGAUGAAGUGUUCUAACCAUAGACAUGAACAAAGGCAUCCAUGGUGAAAAAGCCAGUGUUGAAGCAUAUGUGAUCAUGAGACGUUUGAACAAAGAGAGAGAAGACUGAUGAAAACCCUUUGUCCCCAAGGAAGAAGAAGACCUCUGCUCCCAGAGAAGAAGUUGAUCACAGAGCUAGAUGAAGAGAACUUCUGCUUCUGAACAGCUCAUCCGUAAAAGUGUACUCCAUUAGCCAAAGAUUGAACCCUCAAAAACAGUUGUGGGGAAAACUGUAAAUCUCGGGGAGCGGCUUUUACACAAUGAUCAGAUUUUCAUUCUCCUGGCGGCUGAUUCACGGUGACACUGAAGCCAUGAGAGAAUUGGUUUUUUGUGGAGAAGUCUCCAUAGCAUGACAGCAGAGACUCCUCUCCCUAAUUUCACGAU
Catharus ustulatus (Swainson's thrush) is the source of this 5120-nucleotide messenger RNA. It is a transcript of the gene SLC28A3, whose product is annotated as solute carrier family 28 member 3. Gene Ontology annotation, cellular component: membrane. Gene Ontology annotation, biological process: purine nucleoside transmembrane transport; pyrimidine nucleoside transport. Gene Ontology annotation, molecular function: purine-specific nucleoside:sodium symporter activity; pyrimidine- and adenosine-specific:sodium symporter activity. The record is from RefSeq and is a predicted model, not a curated record. Lineage: Eukaryota; Metazoa; Chordata; Aves; Passeriformes; Turdidae. The transcript has 20 exons. The coding region runs from base 333 to 2372 and encodes 679 amino acids.